This is a messenger RNA of Macrobrachium nipponense, 2181 nucleotides long. Its product is annotated as collagen alpha-1(I) chain-like. The transcript is spliced from 2 exons. Bases 1 to 2181 code for a protein of 726 amino acids. The record is from RefSeq and is a predicted model, not a curated record. NCBI's taxonomy places the organism in Eukaryota, Metazoa, Arthropoda, Malacostraca, Decapoda, Palaemonidae.
AUGAAUAGAGACACUCCUGACUGCCUCAAAGAGCAGAGGGCCCCUACUGCCUCGCAGGGCAGAAGACCCCACCUGCCUCUAAGGGCAGAUAACCUCAUCUGCCUCAAAGGGCAGAGAACCCUGCCUCCCUCAAAGGGCCGAGAACCCCACUUACCUCAAAGGACAGAGGACCAAGACCCUCACAGGACAGAGAACCCCAUCUGCCUCAAAGGGCAAAAGACCCUACAUGGCCCCGCCUCCUGCAAAGGGCAGAGGACCCUUCCUACCUCCAAGGGCAGAAGACCCCAGCUGCUGCAGAGGGAGAGGACCAUGCCUGGUGCAAAGGGCAGGACCCUGCCUUCCUCCAAAAGGCCCGAGGACCCUGCCUUCCUCAAAUGGGCAGGACCCUGCCUUCCUCAAAAGGCCCGAGGACCCUGCCUUCCUCAAAAGGCAGAGGACCCUGCCUUCCUCAAAAGGGCCGAGGACCCUGCCUUCCUCCAAAGGGCCCGAGGACCCUCCUUCCUCAAAAGGGCAGAGGACCCUGCCUUCCUCAAAAGGGCAAGAGGACUGCCUUCCUCAAAGGGCAGAGGACCCCUGCCUUCCUCAAAGGGCAAAGGUGCCCGCCCUUCCUCAAAGGGCAGGGAGGACCCUGCCUUCCCUGAAAGGCAGAGGACCUUGUCUUUCCUAAAAGGGCGAGGACUGCCAUCUUCCCUAAAGGGCAGGGCAGAGAAACCCUGCCUUCCUCAAAGGGCAGAGGACCCUGCCUUCCUCAAAGGGCGGAGGCCCUGCCUUCCUCAAAGGGCAGAGGGCCCUGCCUUCUUUCAAAGGGCAGGGGACCCUGCCUUCCUCAAAGGGCGAGGAUCCUGUGUUUCCUCAAAGGGCCGAUGGGACCCUGUCUUCCUCAAAGGGCCGAGGACCGGUCUUCCCUCAAAAGACCGAGGACCCCUGUCUUCCUCAAAGGGCAGAGGACCCUGCCUUCCUCAAAGGCAGAGGACCCUGCCUUCCUCCAAAGGGCAGAGGACCCUCCCGUUCCUUUCCUCAAAGGGCAGAGGACCCUGCCUCCUCAAAGGGCCCGAGGACCCGUCCUUCCUUCCAAAGGGCCGAGGACCCUGCCUUCCUAAAGGGCAGAGGACCCGUCUUCCCUCAAAGGGCAGAGGACCCUCCCGUCUUCCUCAAAGGGCCAGGGCAGGACCCUGCUUCCUCAAAGGGCAGAGGACCCUGCCUUCCUCAAAGGGCAGAGGGCCCUGCCUUCUCAAAGGGCAGGGGGACCCUGCCUUCCUCAGAGGGCGGACCCCGCCUUUCCUCAAAGGGCAGAGGACCCCUCCUUCCUCGAGGGCAGAGGACCCUGCCUUCCCUCAAAGGGCAGAGGGACCCGCCUUUCCUCAAGGGCAGAGGACCCUGUCUUCCUCAAAGGGCCGAGGGACUCUGUCUUCCUCAAAAAAGGGCGAGGACCCUUCUUCCUCCAAAGGGCCGAGGGACCCUGCCUUCCUCAAAGGCAGAGGAACCCUUUCUUCCUCAAAGGGCCGAGGACCCGCCUUCCUCAAAGGGCAAAGACCCUUUCUUCCUCAAAGGGCAGAGGACCCUGUUCCCCCUUCCUCAAAAGGCGAGGACCCUGCCUUCCUCAAAAAGGCCCGAGGACCCCUGCCUUUCCUCAAAAGGCAAGUUACCCUGCCUUCCUCAAAAGGCAGAGGACCCUGCCUUCUCAAAAGACCGAGGACCCUGCCUUCCUCAAAAGGGCGAGGACCCUGCCUUCCUCAAAGGGCCGAGGACCCUGCCCUUCCUCAAAAUGCAGAGGACCCUGCCUUCCUCAAAGGGCCGAGGACCCUGCCAUUCCCAAAAGGCAGAGGACCCUGCCUUCCUCAAAGGGCCGAGGACCCUGCCUUCCUCAAAAGGCAGAGGACCCUGCCCUCCUCAAAGGGCAGAGGACCCGGCCUCUUCCCAAAGGGCAGAGGACCCGUCUUCCUCAAAGGGCCGAGGACCUCCCUGACUUCCUCAAAGGGAGAGAAAACUCGCCCCCUCCAAAGGGCAGAGGACCCUGCCUCCUCAAAGGCAGAGGACCCUGUAUCCUCAAAGGGCCAAAAGAGGACCCUGCCUUCCUGGGCAGCCCAGGGAGUUUACCUGGGCUUUCCUCCAAAGGGCAGACCCGAAACCCUCAUUCCUCGAGGUCCAAAGGGAGAACCUCCUAAAGGGCCUCUCAAAUGA